Molecule: messenger RNA, 1167 nt
Organism: Manihot esculenta (cassava)
Lineage: Eukaryota; Viridiplantae; Streptophyta; Magnoliopsida; Malpighiales; Euphorbiaceae
Product: polygalacturonase
Exons: 4
Coding region: 1-1167 (388 amino acids)
Biological process (GO): carbohydrate metabolic process
Molecular function (GO): polygalacturonase activity
Source: RefSeq, a predicted model, not a curated record
AUGAGUUCUUUCAUUCUUAUUUCGAUCUUUAUUUCCCUUGCCUCGUCUUUAGCAACAGGAGCCCAAUACAAUGUGCUCACUUAUGGAGCCAAACCAGAUGGCACAACUGACUCUACCAGGGCUUUUAUAUCCGCAUGGAAACAUGCAUGUGCAUCUACUAGGCCUGCCACCAUUAAAAUAUCGGCAGGGAGGUUCUUUAUCAGCAAAAUCCUGUUCCAGGGUCCAUGCAAGAACACUGCAAUCUUAAUAAGUAUAGAUGGAACACUUGUGGCUCCAUCUGAUAUUUGGGCAAUUGGUAAUGCUGGAAAUUGGCUCCAUUUUGAGAAUGUCAAUGGGGUUACGGUUUCUGGAGGCGUCCUUGAUGGUCAAGGCAGUGGCUUGUGGUCCUGUAAGGCAUCUGGCAAGCAUUGCCCCAGCGGUGCAACGUCCUUACGCUUUUCUGGGUCAAGAAAUAUCGCAAUCACUGGGUUGACAUCACUAAACAGCCAAAUGUUCAAUAUUGACAUCAAUGGCUGCCACAAUGCAAAACUACAAGGAAUUACAGUUUCCAGCCCUGGUAACAGCCCCAACACCGACGGCAUCCAUGUUCAAAUGUCAAGUGAUGUAACAAUCUUGAACUCAAAGGUUGGAACUGGAGAUGACUGCAUUUCAAUUGGCCCUGGCACCACCAACUUGUGGAUAGAAAACUUUAUAUGUGGUCCUGGCCAUGGGAUUAGCAUUGGAAGUUUAGGCAAGGAUCUUCGAGAGGCUGGAGUGCAGAAUGUGACAGUUAAAUCUGCCAGGAUUGCUGGUACUCAAAAUGGGCUAAGAAUCAAGUCUUGGGGGAGACCCAGUAGUGGAUUUGCUAGGAACAUUAUCUUCCAACAUGUUGCUAUGAACAAUGUCAAUAAUCCUAUAGUAAUCGACCAAAAUUACUGCCCACAUAACAAAAAUUGUCCUGGCCAGGCAUCUGGCGUUAAAAUUAACGAUGUGACAUACCAAGACAUCCAUGGAACAUCAGCCACAGAAGUUGCAGUGAAAUUUGAUUGCAGUAAAAGGAAUCCAUGCACUGGGAUCAGAAUGGAGGAUGUAAAGAUCACUUACAAUAAUCGACCAGCAGAUGCAUCCUGUAACAAUGCCAAUGGAAAAGCUUCAGGUGUCGUCCAACCUAGUAGCUGCCCGUCAUAA